AUGGUGAGAGCAGAUGAAAAUGGAGAUGUGUCAGUUGGAACUGAACCAGAACAUUUCCGUAAGAUGUUCAUUGGUGGCCUAACGAUAUCCACCUCAGAUGAAGCACUGAAAGAAUUCUACUCACAAUGGGGUGAACUUCUCGAUUGCAUUGUUAUGCGUGAUCCAACCACGAAGCGAUCACGUGGAUUUGGCUUUGUUACGUAUUCGAAACAAUCUGAGGUAGAUGCAGCGAUGGCAAGUCGACCACACGUUAUAGACGGUAAAACAGUUGAUCCGAAACGUGCGGUGCCCCGUGAGCUAUCGCAAAAGAGUGAAGCGAAUAUGUCAUCAAAACGUUUGUAUGUGUCUGGGGUUCGCGAGGAACACACCCAAGAAGUUUUCAAUGAAUACUUCUCGAAAUACGGCACAGUCGUUAAGAUUGAUAUAAUCGCAGACAAGACUACGGGCAAACCGAGAGGAUUUGCAUUUGUCACAUUCGACGAUUACGAUUCGGUUGAUAAAUGCGUUUUAGUGAAAAGCCAUAACAUCGGUAAUUCGAGAUGUGAUGUCAAAAAGGCAUUGAGCAAAGAUGAAAUGGCUAGAGUUAGUUGUUGCUUUCUCAAAUACUUACUGUUUAAUUUGAAAUAUUAG
Molecule: messenger RNA, 630 nt
Organism: Anisakis simplex (herring worm)
Lineage: Eukaryota; Metazoa; Nematoda; Chromadorea; Rhabditida; Anisakidae
Source: the annotation of a GenBank genome assembly